Molecule: messenger RNA, 1513 nt
Organism: Archocentrus centrarchus (flier cichlid)
Lineage: Eukaryota; Metazoa; Chordata; Actinopteri; Cichliformes; Cichlidae
Gene: spg21
Product: SPG21 abhydrolase domain containing, maspardin
Exons: 9
Coding region: 163-1098 (311 amino acids)
Cellular component (GO): trans-Golgi network transport vesicle; cytosol
Molecular function (GO): CD4 receptor binding
Source: RefSeq, a predicted model, not a curated record
AUGGGCGCGGCGGCUGUAGGUUUGCGGAAGUGUGAGAAGUAGGAGUCAUAAGACCAGGCACGAAAGGAGAAAGCGCUACCCGGCCAUGGAUACUGAACCCCGGACAGGUGACUGAGACCACAGGUAGCAGCAGCGACAGCAGCGUGAAGCAUCCAGCCCGCGAUGGACGAGAUCAAAGAGUCUCCGGACUACAGCUGGUUCAGGAGCACCGUGCCCCUGAAGAGAAUUAUCGUCGAUGAUGAUGACAGUAAGGUGUGGUCGCUGUAUGAUGCUGGGCCGAAGAGUGUCCGAUGUCCUAUCAUCUUUCUCCCUCCGGUCAGCGGGACAUCCGAGGUGUUCUUCCAGCAGGUGCUAGCUCUGACGGGCUGGGGCUACAGAGUCAUCUCGCUGCAGUAUCCGGUGUACUGGGAUCUCAUGGAGUUCUGUGAUGGGUUUAGAAAACUUCUGGAUCACCUGCAGCUAGACAAAGUUCAUUUGUUCGGAGCGUCUCUGGGGGGAUUCUUGGCUCAGAAGUUUGCUGAGUGUACACACAAGUCUCCCCGAGUGCACUCUUUGAUCCUGUGUAAUUCAUUCAGCGACACCUCAAUCUUUCACCAGACAUGGACAGCAAACAGUUUCUGGUUGAUGCCAGCUUUCCUACUAAAGAAGAUCGUUCUGGGGAACUUUGCAAAAGGACCUGUGGACCCUAAAAUGGCAGAUGCAAUUGAUUUCAUGGUAGACAGGCUGGAGAGCCUGAACCAAAGUGAAUUAGCAUCGCGGCUAACACUCAACUGUCAGAACUCUUAUGUGGAGCCGCACAAAAUAAAGGACGUUGCUGUGACCAUCAUAGAUGUGUUUGAUCAGAGCGCUCUGUCACUGGAGGCCAAAGAGGAAAUGUAUAAACUGUACCCUAAUGCCAGGAGAGCACAUCUGAAAACUGGAGGAAACUUCCCGUACCUGUGCAGGAGCGCUGAGGUCAACCUCUACAUACAGAUUCACAUGCGCCAGUUUCACGGGACAAGAUAUGCUGCCAUAAAUCCUGCCAUGGUGAGCGCUGAGGAGCUGGAGGUGCACAAGUGCCACCUGAGCAGUAACCAGGACUCUGAAGACUACCAGUGAGCUGGCAGUUACACGAGGCUGUCUCCUCACAACAUUUCUGACAAUUUGAGUCUCUCUUGAACACAUUUACAGGACAUUGACAGAUUUUCUGUGGAGCUCAACAGCUAAUCAGCAAGUAAUCUGAGAUUAUUUUUUAUUGAACAAGUGAAGCAAUAUUUUGAUAAAGACCUGUACACAAAGGGUACUCUUGUACUGCGCUUUGCUUUAAAAACAUCCAACACUCUGCCUUAUGGGGAAUGAAUCUGUUUCACUCGUAUUGCCUGGACUGUGUUUAUGCCUGUGUGGAAUAUAAGUUGUGGUCAACAAUACCAGCAGCAAACUGGUGUCAUGUUAACAGAAAAAUGAACACACAAGUUCACGUUCGUGGUUAUCUAAUGUUUAUAACUGACUAAGAUAAAAUUACAUUUUUGCCCAA